UCAUGAAUUGAAUAGUUAAUAGUUAAUACACACACAACACACCCAACAAAUCUUAUAUAAAUAACCAUAACCAACCUCCCCACUACUCUGCCUCCCCUGCCUGCUUCCUCCUCCUUCUCCUUCUUCACCUCCCUGCCCUUCUCUCUCCCUCUCCUUCUCUGUCUUCCUCUGUUUUCCUCUGUUUCUCUCUCUCUGUCAGCCAUGGAUGCACCAGAAGAAGUUCUUUCUUUGGGGCCUAAAGACCCAACCCAGAUCGCCAAAGGCAAGAGAACCAAAAGGGUUAGGCCACAAUCUCCAUUGUUGCCUACCAUCUCCACAACCGACGAAGAUAAUAACACCAAGAACUCUACAGCCACCACUUCUUCUGCAGAAUUUGAAGAAAAUCUUGUCAUCAUUAACAAUAACAGCAGUAGCAGCACAGAGGAGGAGGAGGACAUGGCCAAUUGCUUGAUCCUUCUUGCUCAAGGCCAAUCUCGGGAUUCUCCCAAACUCGCCGAGGAAGAAGGCAACAUGACGACCACGAUGAUCACGACAACAAUGAAGUCUAACAACAACAACAAUUAUAAUUAUAACAGCAGUAAGAAAUUCAUGGAAGCAACCACCAUGGGAGCUAACAAAGCAGGUUUUUACGUUUAUGAAUGCAAGACUUGCAAUAAAACCUUCCCUUCUUUUCAAGCACUUGGAGGCCACAGAGCCAGCCACAAGAAGCCUAAGAACUCGCCUCCAAUGGCUGUCAUUCUAGACAAAGAGAAGAAGAAGGAGCAAGACUUUAUUCUCCACAAGAACAAUAAUGUUAAUAUGAGUCAUAACACGCUUGCUUUUCAGUUUCUGAAUAGCGGUGUCAAUGGUAAUAAUAAGAAUAAGGUUCAUGAGUGUUCUAUUUGUGGGGCUGAGUUUGCUUCUGGUCAGGCUUUAGGUGGCCAUAUGAGAAGGCACAGGGCACCCAUUGGGAUGACAACGACAAUGACAACAACGACCAAUACGAUGUCGUUGGCUCUCAGCAACAAUCCAGUGGGUUUGGAAGCAGAUCAACAUCAUAAUGAGGAUUAUCAUCAUCAACCCAGAAAGAAAAGAAAUGUUUUGUCUUUGGAUUUAGAUCUUAAUCUCCCUGCUCCAGAAGAUGAUCAGAGUGAUUCUUCAUCUUUUGCAUUUGAAAACAAGCAGCAGCAGCAACAACAAGCACGUCUGGUUUUUUCUUCUUCACCUGCUUUGGUGGAUUGUCAUUACUGAUAUUAAAAAAAAGAAAAAAAAAUCUUCGUCUUUUUUUCUCCCCUUUUUCGUUUCUUGGAAUAUUAGAAUUCAUAUUCGGUUCUACAUACAUGAUCAGGAAGCAGGCUUUGGUACAAGUUAGAGAUACAGUUUGUUUCUUUCUAUACACAAAGAUUCUUUUUUGGUAUCACAGUCAGUAAAAAGUGUUAUCUUUUUCUAUCAUGAAGCAUUCCCACUAUGAUCUAAGUGGAUAAACAGAGAUAUUAUUCCUUCUUACAAACCACAUAAUCUGUA
This is a messenger RNA of Prosopis cineraria, 1503 nucleotides long. Its product is annotated as zinc finger protein ZAT5-like. The record is from RefSeq and is a predicted model, not a curated record. The transcript has a single exon. Bases 202 to 1230 code for a protein of 342 amino acids. Lineage: Eukaryota; Viridiplantae; Streptophyta; Magnoliopsida; Fabales; Fabaceae.